This is a messenger RNA of Lineus longissimus, 1530 nucleotides long. RefSeq lists its product as uncharacterized. Gene Ontology annotation, cellular component: trans-Golgi network. Lineage: Eukaryota; Metazoa; Nemertea; Pilidiophora; Heteronemertea; Lineidae. The coding region runs from base 296 to 1084 and encodes 262 amino acids. The transcript has 7 exons. The record is from RefSeq and is a predicted model, not a curated record.
AGUCGUGAUCUCGUCGUACUUGAACUAGUCCCGAAUUGGCAUCAAUUCAUUCUAUAUGCAAUUCAGUCAACAGCACAUUGGUUGUGUCGUUCGUUUCCCACCCCCUUCUCAGUGGCUCACGAUUAUAAGGAUGUGAAAGAGGCUCAAACACAAACGUAUCAACCGGUGUCAUUAUUGUUUGAAUCCUCGGAGAAUACAUUGUAGCUGUCCGCUAUUGCAAGGCGUAAGCUUUCCAACCCGCAGAUUAGUUCAAAAAGUGGUAUUUAAGUUGUGCAGGACUGGUCAUUAUUCCAAAAUGGCCGCAUCUGUAUACAUCUGGCUCUUUGUCACCAUGACGACGCUUUUCUCAUUGGCUGCUGGGGACCCAACUCCAGCAAAGUGUACACAAGAAGGAGCAUGUAAGUGUACAUUCAACAACGGCGGGAUAAUAGACCUGAGCAAAAUAUCUGGUUUGGAGGACAACGAUCUGCCAUGGAAGAAGGACAUUGAACCGACCGGAAGUUCAACGGAAUAUGUUUAUUCUUACAAACCUUGCUUCGACUUCAACGAGGAUGGAACUGUCGGGGGAAACUGCAAUAACGUUGCGUCAUGUCAGAAAGCGAAGGGAAAAACUGAUCAGUAUAGCUUAGGAAUGUCAGCCAGCGCCAAGUUUAUGGAUGAGAAUGGCGAGAUCAAACUCAAAUAUGCUGCGGAUCCAGAUAUGUCUUCAACGAUAAGGGAAACGUGGGUGACUUUGAAGUGCGCAGACGGUGAGGGUUUUGAGGUAAAGGGCGAGAUCACGGGCACUAAUGCCGGCACGUCGAAAUAUGUAUAUAUUUUAAGUACACCGCAUGCAUGCUGGCAGGGAGGUGCGCCCGGAUCCGGGAUUAUCAGCGUUGGAACUAUUCUUUGUAUUGUAUUACUAGUCGUGAUCGUCUUCUACAUUGUCGGUGGCGUCCUAUAUAUGACAUUCAAAGUAGGCGCCGAGGGCGCCGAGAGAAUUCCGAAUUGGACCUUCUGGAAGGAUUUCCCACUGAUGAUAAAAGAUGGCGCUUGUUUUGCCAUCUCGCCAAUCACGAAGAAGAAUGAAUAUUCAAAAAUGUGAUGAAGGCAUUGUAACCGGCAAUACAUUUUUGAGUAUUGCCCCUCAUUUUUUUGGAAACGCUGAAAGACUCUAUCGCUGUCUUGAUUAUAUGUGGAAACACUGAAAUGUGGGGAGCAACCGAAACACGUCACACCAGUGUUACGGACAUCUGAAAGAGGUCUUUGCAGGGUGUGACAUGUAAAAGAGAAAAUAACCUAUACGCUUGAUCAGAAAACGGUCCCAUUUUUUCGUUGGCUCGGUUUGCAAUAAUGACGAAAAAAGAUGGAUCAUUUUGCUUGGUACUUUUAUAAGAGAUAUUUCAAAAAUGCUUCUUUCCAGUUGACGAUAGUACAUGCAGGAUUUGUAGUGUGCUACGAAUUGGUAAACAAAACGAUUUCCCUCUAUUGCCAUUUCCAAUAUUUAUAGAAAUUCAUUCCCCAUAAUUCCUCAAAUUGAUCUCUCCAAUG